GUGGAUGUCGCCGACAGAUAUGAGAACGCCUUCCUGGUCAGUUUGAUGGGUUUAAGACCAGAGAAGUAUUUCUGGACUGGUUUUUCUAACACAGAAAACAAAACCACAUUCAAGUGGUCCACCAAUAGAAAGGUCACAUUCACUAAUUUCAAUGUGGGCAUGCCAGACAGAAAACAAGGAUGUGUUGCCAUGACAACUGGGAUUUUUGCUGGAUUAUGGGAUGUCAUCAGCUGUAGCAACAAGGAAAAGUAUAUCUGCAAGAAACUAGCAGAAGGUGCAGCCACAACGACAGCCCCACCCACCACCCUGGCUCUGAGCUGUGCAUCUGGGUGGACCCCAGCUGCCCAGAGGAACAUCUGCUACAAACUUUACAAGAAAAAUGCAGACCUUAAGAAGACUUGGCUUGAAGCACAAACCUUCUGCAGGGCCAUCGGUGGGGACCUGAUGAGCAUACACAGUAUGCAGGACCUAAACAAUGCUCCGUUUUAUUCUUCUGAUUCAGCUUGGAUUGGCUUUUCCCUGGGUACAAAUCAAGGUUUUGUCUGGAGUGAUGGAUCACCUAGUGAUUUUGAGAACUGGGGCUUUGGGGAACCAAAUAACUACAAUGACAAUGAACACUGUACAGAAGUUAACUUUAACUACCGACGGCGCUGGAACGACCGGUACUGCGAUGCUUACAAUAACUGGAUCUGCCAGAUAAGCAAAGGUGUGACUCCCAAACCUGAACCUGCAAUAACUACUAUAGUAUACAACACCACAGAAGACGGCUGGCUCAUAUACAAUGACUCACAUUAUUUCAUCAACACUGAGAACAUACCUAUGGAAGCUGCCAGGGCCUACUGCAAAAAAAACUUUGCAGAACUUGUAGUCAUCACAGGGGACAGUGAGCGAAGAUUCCUCUGGAAACAGAUAGCAAAGGGCACAGAAAGUCAGUACUACAUUGGCAUGGUGGUGAAUUUGGAUAAGUCAUUUAGCUGGUUGGAUGGCAGCCCAGUAACUUACACUGCAUGGGAACAAAAUGAGCCCAACUUUGCUAACAAUGAUGAAAAUUGUGUGACUAUAUACAAGAGCAUGGGAUACUGGAAUGAUAUUAAUUGUGGUAUUGAGCUUCCCUCUAUUUGCAAAAGAAGCAGUAAUUUUAUCAAUACAACAAUGGCCCCUACCACUGUUCCUAAAGGAGGAUGUGCACCAGAGUGGCUGUCUUUCCAAGGAAAGUGCUACAAAAUUGUUGUGGGGCAUGAGAAUAAGAACUGGCAGGAUGCUAGAACUUACUGCAUAAACCAGGGAGGAAAUCUGGUUUCUAUUGCCAGCGAGACAGAGCAAGCAUUCCUAACACAGAUGUUGGGAUACAGUGAGGAUCUUUGGAUCGGCAUGAAUGACGUCAACUGGGAGAUGCACUUUGUGUGGACAGAUGGCAAAGGAAUUUCUUACACCAACUGGGCUAAAGGACACCCAGUAUCAGUGCCUGAUAGACAUUCAUUUGCUGAUGAGGUUAUUUCAACAUUUAUAUCCAAACCUUGUUCUGUCUCUUUUGCACUGUAACUCAAUAAUGAUAAUGUGCAGAUUGUAGCCGCACCCACCUCUGUGUUACCAAAGGCUUUUUACAAACUUGGCAAUGAUUCCUACAAACUGGUGGCCCAGAAGAUGAGAUGGGAUGAGGCAAGGAGGCAGUGCAAAGCAGAUGAUGCAGAUCUGGCCAGUAUCCUGAACCCCAUCACCCAGGCAUACAUCACCUUACGGAUUUCCAAGCACAAUGAGCCUGUAUGGAUUGGGCUCAACAGCAAUGUGACUGGUGGCCGGUUCAAGUGGGUUGAUAACUGGCUUCUGUCGUACACCAAAUGGGGUAGAGAUGAGCCUAAAAACAACUAUGGCUGUGUGUAUAUCGACGUAGACAGGACGUGGAAGACUGCACCAUGUACUAAUAACUACUAUUCCCUUUGCAAGAGGUCUCCAGAUGAGGUGCCCACUGAGCCCCCACAGCUUCCUGGCAACUGUCCAGAGCCAAAGAAACUAAUAACCUGGAUACCUUUCAGAGGCCAUUGUUAUGCCUUCCUCAGUUCAAAGGUGGACAACUGGGCCCAUGCCUCAGUUGAAUGCCUGAAAAUGAGUGCUUCCCUGGUGAGUAUUCAGGACCCUGAGGAGGGUAAGUUCAUACAACAGAAUCUGGAGAUUCUGCAGGACGAAGCCAAGUCCUUCUGGAUCGGCCUUUACAAGACACAUGAAGGUGAGCAUACUGAAGUAAAAUUCAGUGUUAAACUCAAAAUGUCAGGUAAGAUUGUAGUUGAAACAG
Molecule: messenger RNA, 2290 nt
Organism: Monopterus albus (swamp eel)
Lineage: Eukaryota; Metazoa; Chordata; Actinopteri; Synbranchiformes; Synbranchidae
Product: macrophage mannose receptor 1-like
Exons: 18
Source: RefSeq, a predicted model, not a curated record